Molecule: messenger RNA, 2779 nt
Organism: Trypanosoma cruzi
Lineage: Eukaryota; Euglenozoa; Kinetoplastea; Trypanosomatida; Trypanosomatidae
Product: RNA helicase, putative
Exons: 1
Source: RefSeq, a predicted model, not a curated record
GGAGGAUCUGCCACUUUCUGAGGUGGCACAAAUGAGUGGACGAGCGGGGCGUCCCGGUCUUGAUCCCCACGGCAUCGCACUUGUUCUCACAACUGAAGCCAAAGCCGCUCUCUACGAGCCUCUUCGACACGGUGACUGCUCUUCCACAGUGGAGAGCCAGUUGCAUCAGAAGAUGAUCGAGCACGUGAACGCAGAGGUGGCUUUGCGCACCAUUCACAGCUUCAGUCUUGGCGUGGAAUGGAUUAAGACGACAUUUUUGUGGAUUCGACUGAGAAGUUGUCCGCGUAAUUAUGGCAUUCUUUUUUCUACUAAAGAAGAGGAGUCUUCUUUUAACCGUGAGCAGUUUGCAGCGAGGCUCAUGCACCGCAUGCUUACAGAAUUAGAACGACAGGGGUGCGUUACCAUCCGCUACGAAAAUGCUCCUAGUGGAGAGAGUCGUGUUUAUGAGGCGGGCGGUGGUGUCGAUGAUGAUGUUCAAGAUUUUCACAAGGAGAACGUGAAAUGUAUUGUGGAGAGUACACGUAUUGGCCGAGCCAUGGCAAGACGAUAUGUUUUGCUGAAGACGGUGGAACAGUUUCACGCCGAGACAACAAAUUCCCGCCUAGGAUCCGACGCUUCGCUGGGGGUCUCCGGAGAGAAGGCCUUGAAGCCCCAAAAAGAGAGCAACACACUGGAAAAAAUGACGGGGGCACCCGUCAUAUUCACAUUGCCGCAAAUUCUUGGCAUUCUUAGCCGAGCCGCGGAGUUCGAAGAGCUUCAUCUUCGUCAAGGGGAUCGGAAACAUCUGAAUGAGAUCAAUAAGAACAUCCGAUAUCCACUGAAGUCCGGCAUGCGAGGCGGAAGGGAAGUCCGCGAGGAUUGGCAUAAGGUGUACGUGCUUCUCCAGGCCCAUCUGGAGCACAUGCCGAUCAGUGAUUUUUCUCUGCGAAACGAUUCUGUCAGACUUUGGACAACAGCGCCUCGAUUGGCUCGCUUUCUCGUCGACUACGCAAGUGCCAUGAACUCCUACUCCUUUAUGAAGGAGAGCUCCCUCCUGUUGCGUUGCAUGGAGCAAAAGAUGUGGUGGGAUGGUCCCGUUUUGAGGCAAUUGGAUGGGGUCGGUGAAAUUGCGGCCAAGGCACUUCUGCGGGGCGGGAUCCGGGAUUUCGCCGACGUUUUAAAGUCGGAUCCACGGAAGUUGGAGGUCCUCUGUGGCAAGAACAUCCCCUUUGGCAACAAAUUGCAGGAUCGGUGUCGGGCAAUACCGCAGUGCGUGCUUUGCCUUGAGCCUUGUGAGGGUUCUGAGUCGCUACGGGCAGUUAUAACACUGACGACUCCGCCACGCAAGAAACGCGAGAAUGAAGUCAAUUACCGCAUGGUUGCCGUUGUGGGCAACGUCAGAACAGACGCGAUACUCCUCUUUCGACAAUUCUCUUUGUGUGAUGCAAAAGAGGGGAAGGUGAUGUUCACUUUUUGUUUCCCGCGCGGUUCUCAAGGACGCGUUGUGGGUCAAGUCUUUACGGAGCGGUAUUUGUUUGGAAAUGAUGCCCAUAACACAUUUAACGCGGGCGAAAACACGGAGGAGAAACACGAGGAUGUCGCCGACAAGGGAGUGGCGCAAUCAAAGAGCGGUACAAUUAGUACUCCGCCGUUCGAUGCAGUUCUCCGUGACCUUCGACAUGUGGAGGGCACUUCUUCCAGAGAUCCACCUGAAGUACCGCAUCUUUCCCCAACGAAACGUGAAAACAAUGAUGAGAAUAAAACAGAGUCAUUGACAGACGCCGCGUUUUUGGAUAAGCAUCCCGUCGGCAAGGCCACUUCAGAGAAAUCUUUGUCUUGUGAAGCCAGUGCCAUGGUGGAUUACAGCAGCACAGAGGCUGCUAAACGGACUCUUCUACGCAGUGGUGUGGAGACCACCGUAAGAGAAGUGGAUGAGAGCUACAGGCAGCUGGUGAAGCGUACAAAUUUUUUUGCUUCCCAGUUGGAUUUUAGACGACAUUCUCCUGACUAUCCAUGCAAACGAUCAAGAGAUGAAAACUGCACAAAACAAAGUGUUUCUUUUGAUUCCCUGAGGACUCCAUUCACACAACCACGGGAAAGAAACUCUUCUGCUUCACGUCAGGGGGCAUCUGUUAUUCUCCCCCAAACCAUUUCUCCGGAUCCUGUUGCUGUUUCGCGCGUUGAUGCCGCGGAAACACGACCAUCUGUACGAUUCCGCUUUGGUGUGCAGUUUCCCCCGGCACAGGAAAGAUUGCCCGAACCCUCCUUUCGAAUCCUGGAGCGUGCAGGACCGUUUGCGAGGAACGUACGCGAGAUGCCCACUGGAUCGUAUGAUUCUUAUGGGAGGCCGUAUUUCCCUUCAGCGCAACAGCAAUCCCCUUUUUGGCGUGGUUUUCAUUCCCAACAGCGAUAUCCCCAAGGCGGCGCAGGGUUAUUGCACGGACAUUCUGUACCGCGGUUCCGAGGCUCCGUUGCUGGAGCGUUUUCUCAUCACAGCCCAUGUUUGGAUGCAAAACAGCCUUUGCAUUCGACGGUUUUUCCUUCGGCUGCCGCUCCUUUUGCUCAGGAGUGGCCUCCAGAGUGGGUUUCACCAGCGGUAAACCGCCUUCCCCCAUGGGAUCCUUCCCGAGCAGCAGGUCACUAUCCAGUUUUUAACGGCAACCACCUCUCCUCGAAUGUGAGGCCUUUUCAGGGCUCUUCUCCUGCCACCAUCAUGCAGGGUUUUUGGCAAAAUACACAGGAAAGGCGCCAUGUGGGUGCCACACCACGAACGACUGCCGUGCAAAGAGGGUGGUGGUAG